UUCGAGGGGACGCCACGCUCUCGUGGGGGGUUGUGGGAAAUGAGGCCUGACCUGGCACCUGGGAAUACUACAACUUUUCGUUUUUUGUUUUUUUUUGUUGCGGAUUUCUCAUUUUAUUGUUGUGUUGUACUGACGAAAUGCACUUCUUCGCGCAUUUUUCUUUCUUCCGGUUUUCUAAUUAGAUAAAGAAAACAGGGGUCAAAGGACAACGGCGGUUGGUGUAGUUUGAUCGGUGUUGUGAGGUGAUUAGCUCGUAGGACGUUACAGUGUUGUUUACAAGACAGAAUGGGCGAGGUGUCCGCAUUCAUAGCAACAUAGAGACGGCUAAAAAUACAGGACCUGCUGUUUUAGGUGAGUGACUCUACCUGUUCUAUACACACACAUGUACACACACACACACACUCACGUGGAGCUCAGAGUUAUGCGCUCCGUCAGAACAGGGUAAGGCAGUGUGACGGAAAGAGGGCGGGUUACCGGGAGCCUGGGCGGGAGAGAAUGAAUGAAAGGGAGGAGGGAGAACUUUGACUCUGAGGGCCAGAGGACAGGUUUGCGAAAAGAUAGGAGAAGAUUCAGAGAGAGAGAGAGAGAGACACAAGGAACAGUUUUGGAUCAUAAGGCCAUGGAACCUGCCAAAGGAGUUAAUAGCAAAACGCCUUCCCUCUAGGCCGAGGAAAAUAGACGAGGAGAAAAAAGUAGGAGCGCAUAACACUGACUGUGGGUUUGUGUUUUGGGGACUACGUUCUUGGGAUUGAAGUUGAAUAGGAAUCCCUGCAGAGUUUGUUUGAUGGGGAUUAUUCUGUGAACGUCUGGAUCCUGUCUCUGAUAGCUGAUGUCUGAGAGCAUCACCAUGAUGAUGACAGCCCUGUUCAGAGGGAGACGGCCUAAAAAAUCUCAGGAAGCCUCCCCCAGAAGUCGGACACCUGCGGCCCACCCGCCCAGUCCGGAUGAAGAUGAAGACGACGAGGAAACGUUACCCGGCAGAUCUCCAAUUCGCAGGAACUCACGGUUUUACCGCUCGAUGAGAAGACAGAGGUUGGCUGCAAAUUCAGAACAAGCACAAAGCCCCGCCUCUCCAAACCCAGCAGUUAACCCCGCCUCCUCCAACAGGCUCAGCCCCUCUACGGUGUAUAAAUCUCCUCUCUCUCCCAGAAUGCAAGAUUCACCUUCUCGCUCUGGAAUCUCGUUGCCGAGCAACGGAAGCGCUGUAUUGGGAGGAGUUCGGUCUCGGUCUCCGUUGGCGACGCCGGUAGAUUCGUCGCGUAGACAAGACAUGGAAGAACUGAGCGAGCGGACGAGUAAAGCCUGCACCGUGCGGGACAACGACAUGCACACAGUGGACCCCGACAACAGGUUAGUGAGGAAUGGUGACAGUCCGCACAAGAUGGCAGUGGAGAAUUCCUGCCGCAAUCUCAACAUCGUGAAGAACGUCGAUGUUUUGUACCAGGAGUACCGUGACACUUCUAAGCAGCAGGAGAUCGAGCAAAGGCGACAGAGAGAUGGGCUUCCCGCUGCAGGGUCAGGGGUCGUGGCUGCGCCUGCGUUACAGCUGCAGCUCAGGAACGGUUCACAUUCACUGAGCCUCUGGCAAAACCUAGACGCAGUGAAGGAUAGUGGACUACUGCAAACACUGGAACCAAAAGAGAUCAUUGUGCAGGAGGCCAUGUUUGAGCUGGUGAGCUCAGAAGCGUCGUACUACAAAAGUCUGGAACUAUUAGAGACCCAUUUUCUCCACAACCCUCUUCUUGUCAACACCUUGAGUCAGUCAGAUAUGCACUUCCUGUUUUCAAACAUCGAGGAUGUCAUGAAGGCAAGCGAGAGGUUCCUCAUGGAUCUGGAGCACAGGAUCGAAGAGUCCAUCUUGAUCACAGAAGUGUGUGACAUCGUUCAUUUUCACGCCGUCAACCACUUCCAGGUCUUCAUCAGCUACGUCAUCAACCAGGUGUACCAGGAGAAGAACUACAGACGGAUACUACAAGAAAAUUCUAAUUUCCGGGAGAAUAUGUCCAUCCUGGAGAAUCAACCGAAGGUGAAGGGCCUCUCUUUCACGUCCUUCCUCAUUCUUCCCUUCCAGCGAAUCACGCGGCUCAAACUACUUGUUCAGAAUAUUCUCAAGAAGGUGGAGGAGAAUUCAGAAAGAGAGAAGUCUGCUAUAUUGGCACAUCAGGAGUUAGAAAGGAUUGUGAAGGAGUGUAAUGAAGGAGUGAGGAAGAUGAGUCGUACCGAGGAGCUGAUCAGCAUCGAGAAAACACUUGAAUUCAAGUCAAAGUCAGUGCCUGUGAUUUCACAUUCACGGUGGCUUCUGAGGAAGGGUGAAGUCCAGCUGAUGUCAGGACCCAAGAGCACUAGGACCAUGCGCAGCCGCAGACUUUACCAGCCCAUUUACCUUUAUCUCUUCAAUAACCUGCUGCUCAUCACCAAACGCAACUCCGGUGGAGAGAAGUACCAGGUUCUGGACUCCUGCAGUCGCUCUAUGUUGAGGACAGAGGAUAUGGAGGAUCAGGGUCAGAUGCUGGCCUGCACAUUCGUGCUGAAACUUCUGGAGAAUCAGGAAGACAGAGAAGUCAGCUACAUGCUCAAGACUGAAAGCAUGAGCGACAAACUGCGCUGGAUCUACGCUUUGACUCCAAACCGCCGCACAAGAUUCCUCUCAUCCAGUACGCACCAACCAGAUUCUCCUCAGGUACAGUGUAUUCAGUCGUACUCCUCACAGGAACCGGAUGAGCUCUCUGUAGAAAUGGCUGACGUGCUUCACAUUCUGGAGAAUACAGAUGACGGGUGGAUUUUGGGUGAGAGGUUGCACGAUGGAGAGAGAGGCUGGUUUCCCAUCCGUGUGGUGGAGAGGAUCAUGAGCGCUGAAGUCCGGGCCCAAAAUCUUAAAGAGUGUCAACGCAUCCAACAAGCUCAGGAAGGAGCGCAGGGGGCCAGGGCCGCCUCUAGGGGGCGACGAACGGCUAAAAGUCCUCAGUACACUCCAAGUUGGACCGACGUGUAGAUAAGGAGCUGGAAAGGACAUCACAUUGACGUUACCAUUCGUUCGCUUAUUCCCGAAUCCGGUAACCUGGAAACGAUGCCACCUAGAUGUCGGGGUGGCACUGGAUUGUACCGAGAGUCAAUCUGUGUCCAGUGUUUAUCAAAUACGUGUCCGGUGUCACAUUGAAGACUUGGUAGAGUCUUGGAAGAGCUUUUGCACUAUAAGCACUUGUUUUUCAAAUCGCUGCUUCCAUACAGUCCUAACACGCUGUUGCCAUGAACGAUUUCAACUUUAGCAAUCGCAAACAGGGACUUUCUAAAGUUUGCACAUUUGAGAUGAACCAAGAACAGGAGGGAGGGGAAAUGGAAGAAGGUUAACGCUACAGCAGGACUUAUGUAAAGUCAUUAUGCUUCUCUGGAAAAGGAAUGUAUGCGCAGGGUCACACCUUUACUGACAAUACAGGUUUAUUUUCUUUAAACCUCUGAGGAUAAUUUGGUGUACUGUAAGGAUCUCAUUUUUCUCCCAUCAGCAUGAAGAACAACGUUAAUAAACUGCACAUAUCUGGCAUUUGGAAUGACAUUUGAACACAUGCCCUCAUAUUAAAUACGAACGAAGAUCAUUUGUUGGUGUGAAACAUAAUGUUUUAUGCUACAUAAGAGUUUGACACAAUGUACAGUCACACACAAACACAAUAAAAAACACACACUUAAACAGACUCGUCAUUUUGCUAAUUUAGUCAAACACUGAUCUUUUCCAACAGAGAAUGUAACUUCCACGAGAGAUGUCUCUCGCUGCUCUGGUGUUUUUUUAGGUUUGAUGUGCGUGCAUGUUCAUAUGAAAACUUUUAAUGUGGUAUAAUGUAAUUGCCAAAUAAUUGUCCCAUUUCAUUUUGUAAAGCUAUAUUUAUUGUAAAUGAAAAUAAAUCUUGAAUGUUAA
Molecule: messenger RNA, 3907 nt
Organism: Triplophysa dalaica
Lineage: Eukaryota; Metazoa; Chordata; Actinopteri; Cypriniformes; Nemacheilidae
Gene: ngef
Product: neuronal guanine nucleotide exchange factor
Exons: 16
Coding region: 830-2992 (720 amino acids)
Biological process (GO): activation of GTPase activity
Molecular function (GO): guanyl-nucleotide exchange factor activity; protein binding
Source: RefSeq, a predicted model, not a curated record